AUGAAGAGAAAAGCAUCGAGAAAUGAAAUCUCUGUGAAGAGAAAAGCAUCGAGAAAAGAAUCGAGAAAAGAAAACUCGGAUCACCUUCCGAUUGAUAUCAUCCUCGAGAUACUAUCCAGAUCGUCAGCUAAGUCAGUCGCUACGUUUGGUCUCGCAUCCAAGUUCUACGCGUCCAUGCUUAGCCGUCCAGAUUUCACCGACUUGUUCCUCACCAGGUCCUUGACUCGGCCACGUCUCUUAUUCGCCGUCAAAUAUCACCGUCGUUGGUGCUUCUUCUCAUCGCCUCAGCUUCAGAAUCUAGUUGAUGAGAAGCCUUCUCUUGUAGUAGAAGCUGAAUUUCUUAAAGAUUUCAGAGAUAUCAUGUGCCCCGAAAUUUGUAGGCCCGUCUCUAGCUUAGUUCUUUUACCUAGAAUUCGGAUCUCAAAGGAGAAUAGAGAUCAUACAGAGCCGGUUAUAUGUAACCCUAGCACGGGACAGUACACGACAUUACCUCAACUGAGAAGGAUAAGUCAUACGAGAAGCUUAUUUGGGUAUGAUCCCAUUGGCAAACAAUACAAGGUACUGGCUAUAAGCAAAUCGGAGCAACAUAUCGUGGUAAUACCAACAAGUGGAAAUGUUUCAUGGAGGAAGAUCUCGUUACUCAACCAUUACCCUAAAAGUGAAGGGAUAUGCAUCGAUGGGGUCUUGUAUUAUGGAGCCGAAACCAAGGGUGUGAACAAGAUAGCUUGCUUUAAUGUUAGGCAUGAAAAACUUGGUUUCCUUGAGGCACACUCAUAUGCCAUGAACAUAUUCCUAAGAAGUAAUUAUAAACUGAUAAAUUACAAGGGUAAAUUAGGCAUGAUUAACUGGAGUUGGUAUGGUCCACUUUGUCUAAAGCCUAAGCUUAAGUUGUGUUUGUGGAUUCUAGAGGAUGCCGAGGGACAUGAAUGGUCAAUGCGUAACUACAAGUUGUCGCCGAAUAUAGUUGUUGAGGGCGAUGUUUCAGUCGUUGGAGUAACUACUGCUACUGGUGAAAUUAUUUUGUCAAUGGACUAUGCAUUUAAACCCUUUUUUGUUUUCUACUUCAAUCCCGAGAGGAACACUCUAAGAAAAGUUGGAAUCCAAGGUUUUAAAGAGUCUGAGAAUCCUGCUAGAGUUUACACCUUUGUAGACUAUACAGAAGAUCUCAAGUUUAUAUAA
Messenger RNA from Eutrema salsugineum, 1179 nucleotides. RefSeq names its product putative F-box protein At5g52620. Bases 1 to 1179 code for a protein of 392 amino acids. NCBI's taxonomy places the organism in Eukaryota, Viridiplantae, Streptophyta, Magnoliopsida, Brassicales, Brassicaceae. The record is from RefSeq and is a predicted model, not a curated record. Gene Ontology annotation, molecular function: protein binding. The transcript has a single exon.